Molecule: messenger RNA, 6131 nt
Organism: Osmerus eperlanus (European smelt)
Lineage: Eukaryota; Metazoa; Chordata; Actinopteri; Osmeriformes; Osmeridae
Gene: rab11fip5b
Product: RAB11 family interacting protein 5b (class I)
Exons: 6
Coding region: 382-4794 (1470 amino acids)
Biological process (GO): regulated exocytosis
Cellular component (GO): secretory granule; phagocytic vesicle; recycling endosome
Molecular function (GO): small GTPase binding
Source: RefSeq, a predicted model, not a curated record
GAUAGUUAACUACUGAUGCGACAAGCAGUGACCAACAAGCAAGUCAGUAACAGCAAGCACAACGCUAAACUUGAUUAGCCACCGAGUAAUCUGGUUUAAGGAUGGCAUGCGUGUUCCUCAUGCGCAAGAUACCCUGAUCUUAUUCGAACAGACCUUCGAGACGCACUUGAGACGGAGACGGAGUGCGUGGAUUUUGGAGAAAAUUCUGCAGAGGUUCUGCGUCUGUUUGCAAACGCAGCAAGUAACGGUACACCCAGGCUCAGAGAGAGCCGACGACAUUGUACUCAUUGCGCAAUUGACAGAUCGGGAAAGACUACAACAUUUUGAUCGCGAAUAUUUAGGACUUCUACGUAUCACGAUCUUCCACUAUUGUGGUACAAGAUGAUGUCACUUAUAGAUUUGGACGAUGACCAGAGAUGGGUCCCCACGCAUGUGAAUGUCACUGUCCUCCGUGCAAAGGGAUUGCGAACGAAGGGCAAGCAUGGGAGUCGUUAUGUUUAUACUAUUAUUCAGGUAGGGAAGGAGAAGUACACAACCGGCUUGGUCGAGAAGGCGGCAAUGCCUGAAUGGAAUGAGGAAUGCUGUUUCGAACUUCUCCCCGGUAUUUUGGAGCAUGGGGGACGGAGCUCCUUUCCUCCGGGGAGCGGUGACUUGGUCCUUACUGUCAUGCACCGGGUGCUGAUCGGCCUUGAUGUGUUUCUUGGUCAAGCUAUCAUCCCUCUGGAUAAGAUAUUUCAUGACGGAAUGUGUCCUAGAGAUGAGUGGCUCAGACUCAACUCCAAGGCCGGGCGGAAGGAGAAGGAACGUGGGGAGCUCCAGGUGACGGCCCAGUUCACCCGUAACAACAUGACCGCCAGCAUGUUCGACCUCACCAUGAAGGACAAGCCUCGCUCAGCCUUCGGCAAGCUCAAGGACCGCGUGACUGGUAGGAAGAGGGGUGAUGUGGAGUCAUCCUCGGCCAUCGUUCCCGGGCGCUUCGCUGCCUUGUCGGGGGGGCUGGGCCAGCCUUUUGGAGAGGGGGGCGGUGAGGAGGACCCUGGAGUUGGAGAGGUGGUGACGGAGGAGAAGAGGAGUAAAAUGAAGGAUUUCUUCAAGGGAAGACUGCGGAGGUCUUCGGACACCAGGUCGUGCUCUUCGCUGGCCUCUGAGAACAGCGUGUCAUCCAUGGCCAGUGACACUCCCGGCCCCCCUCCAUGUCUGGACCUACUGGCAAACCCCCCCAGCUCCCCGAUCUACCGUAGCAAAUUCAAGGAGGACACUCAGAAUGGAGAAAUGGAACUAGCAAAGAAAGUGCUGACGUCACAAACCUCUCCAAAGAUACUGACCCACAAGCGAGCGUUCAGCGAUGAGGCCGGUAACAUCAACACUCCCCUGCCUAGGCCAUGCCCCGCUGUAGAGUCCCUGAAGGGCCAGGGCAUGACCCUCUCACAAUCUUCACUGUGCAUCAACGGCAGCCAUGUCUACUCGGAGCCCGUGACUCCUCAGCGGAGCUCAGGCACCCUCCCCUCCAAGCUGGUCUUACUGGAGAAGUGUUCCCCCCUCUCCCGCUCCCUGCAGAACCUCACAAAGCGAAGCGAUGACAAGGCCUCCCCAAGGGAGGGCCGACGCUGGUCCUUUGACAAGGGGAAGAAGGAGCAGAAAGAGGAGGACAAGGAGGCUGAUGCUGAGGUGGCCCUGGUCCAGAGCGCCCGGACGACCGGUCGACCGGUACAGGCGGCGACGCCCAUUCUGUUGACCGCCGCCACUGACUCAGCAGACAAAGGGAAGAAGCAGAGGAAGACCUUGUUCUCUGGAGGGAGGAGCGAUUCGCUUCCUUCCAAAUCAGACCUGAGCCAGCCAGCUCCUGAGGGGAGACUCAGGGGGUGGUUUGGCUCCGGGGAAUCCCCGAACAAGCCAAGGCUGGAAGUUUCUCCUAAGGUAGAAAGCAGCUCAGAUGUACCCCCUCCCCUCCCCCCUCGCUCCCCCAUUCCUCCCCAGUGCUCGUCCCCCUCCGCCUGCUCCACUGGUCGCACCUCACCCGACAGUGGUCAUCCCACCAACCCCUUCACCCCCUCCCCUCCCACAACACCCGUCUCCCCCUCCAACCCCUUCCUGCCUCGUAUGCAGUGUAACCCCUUUUUUGAGGAGCUCAUAGCUGAAGAGACACAAAGGUCCCCUCCUCUCGCUUGCCGCUCCACCGCCUCACCCCUCUGUCAUUCCACAGCUUCGCCCUCUCGGCCCCACAUCCCCAGCCCUGCAACACAUGACGCCAUGCAAAGAAAAAUGGCCGCCAUCAGGCGAGAGCGUCCCAGGGCUGUUGCCAGGCAGAUGUCCCUUCCUGCUUUGCUCCCAAAAGCAGCUUCAUCCAACCCUCCCAAUCCCUUCAAUCCUCGUUCCAUGUCGGAAAGUGGUGGUGAACUGGACGAGUCAUUCGAUGCUUUUGCCUCUAGCCGGCUGAAUCCUACCCAGAACUCUUCAAAGCCCCCUUCACAAGCUCAAAGAAGAAGCACUCCACCUGUGGACAAUCACUCCAUUCAGCCGAUUGAUGAGAUGGAGAUGGAGAUGCCUGAAGAAGAUCCUCCACCAUUGCCCCCAAGGAGACCCAUUAGAACUGCAGUUAAUGACAUAUAUUCUGAAAGCUGGUUACAUAGAGGUCAAGAGCUUGCCGUCCACAAAGAGGCCUGCCUUUUGUCUCAGACCGGCGCUGCCUCCCUUCAGCACGCUAGAGAUGGAGACCGCAAGCGAAAUACUCCUAGCCUCUCCACAGAGCUUCACCUCAGCAGUGAGACAUCACUGUCUCACACUGAUCACUCCCAACCCAAGGCAAACCUGCCAAUGUCCCCUCCCCUGUUUAUGGAUGAAGACCAGUUCACCAAGUUUAAAUAUGAACCGUUAGAAGAUGAAGCCGAAAGCUGGAGGGGGAUAUUCACUGAGCAAGAUUUUUGUGAACCCGAUGUCAUGGUCAACCAUGAGGAGACAGAUGUAAAACAUUCAGACGAGGGUGUUAAAAAACAGACCAUUUCAAAAGCUCCUCAUUCUGAAAGUACAAAUCUAGCUGGACCUAAAAUGCUUCUUGAUGGCGACAUGUCAGUAGCUGACCUACUGAGCAUGUCAUCCCCAAAAAUUCCCAAAUCAAACAUCCAGAUACAUGAUGUUGUUUGUACUAUACAAGAACCAAAAGUGGAGCCUUCUUCCACUCACCCAGAUAAACCCAUAUCUAUAAACAAUAACCAGUCACCCUCACUAACCUUGGAAGAUCUGAAUAAGAACAUUAGUAAUUCUGAUUUUAGCUUUAUUGAUUCCGAUGGUUCUACUCCAUCUGAAAUAGGCAACUCUCUAAAAGGUCUGGGUGGUAUUUUACCUCCACCAUCUGCUGAUUCACCUCUAGCCCUGUACCACGACGGGGUGAUGGCAACUUCAGAGGAUAGGUUCACUUUAAAAAGGCCUAGCCUCACAGAUAUCAACUCAGCCUUUGAAAUGAAUGCACCGAUUAGUAAGCAACUGAAAGUUUCCGCUGUUUGCCAAGAAAACUGUCUUUAUGGAGCUUGCGAACUGGGAACACCAAUGUGUAUGUCCACAGACUCUAUAGAUGUCCUGAAGGAUGAAAGCACUUGUGAUUUGAAACAAGAGGUUCAAUCAAGUAAUGGCUUUCUUAAAGAAAGCAUUGAUUUUAAGGAAACACCGUCUUCACUUGAUUGGAAUGGCAAUCCACCAUACAAGCCUGUAAGCAGUGAGUCUUCACCACAGGUCGUCAGCGCACGGAAGAGUCUUAAGGGGAUGAUACGUGAGCUCCAUGGCAAUGGCAGUCCAAAAACUCCUCGGGGAGGAGGAAGAAAGAACGAUUUUGAUGAAUCAUCUUCUCUGGUUCAACAAAUCAUGGAAAGCAGUGAAGGACCCUUCUCAUAUCAACCUACAAGAUCUUCUCUUUCCUCCCCAGUGUCUCCAGAUAAAGAAAUAAACAUCAGGGUAAAUGGUCUAAACAGAGAGCAGAUCGACUGCAAUGAACUAAACACUAAGCUAGGACAUUCUCCCUCAAAGCAAAUGGGAGAAAUAAGCUUUGAAGACCUUCAUGCCAAAGUAGCUCCAAAAUUGAAAAGUCCUGCUAAGUCAAGGCUUGGUGCCUUUGUGCAUGUCUCCAAUCCCUGUGCUUCGGACCUCUCCUCCGCCCCUUCCCUGGCAGAUGGCACUAAUGACCAGGCUAACAUACCCCUCACCCUUGCCACUUGCCCCAUCUUGCAUCCCCCCACACUGAGGCCCAAUCCUGGAGCUAGUGCCACCCUGGUUGUGGCCCCCUACUCCUCCUCCUCCUGCACUACUGCCCAGUCCCAGGUCGAUGCACGGCACACACUUUUGCCUGAGGAGACACAACCAGCUAGCAGCCUGCCCCAUCAGGAGAGCAGCCCCCAUCCAGUGAAACCCCUGACCACCUCAACCAGCCAGGGGGAGAAGAGAGAGGAGAAGAGAGAGGGCCGCUCGGUCCUGGAGAAGCUCAAGUCCACCAUCCACCCAGGACGCUCUGCCCAGCCGACAGGAACCCAGGCUGAGAAAGCUCAGGAGGCGUUAGUGGACAACUCUGCCCAGUACCAACACCUGACCAACAUGGAGUUGAUCGCCCUUCUGCUGCAGCAAGAGAUGGACAUGGAGAAGCAGCAGGCAGCUUCCCAACAGCAGGGAGCAUUGUUGGAGAAACGUGAGGCCGAGCUGAAGAAGGUGAAGGCCCAGGUGCGCGACCUGGAGGACUACAUUGACAGGCUGUUGGUGCAGAUCAUGGAGCAGACUCCCACACUGCUCCAAGUGCGCUCCAGACACAAGUGACACCUGCGUGUGUGUGUUGGUGUGUUGACGCGCUCCGAUUAUCAGUUUACUCUAGAGCAGUGUUUCUCAGAUGUUGGACUGUAAUUUUUUUCCCUAGGUUACAGUGAUUGUUUUCCAGCUGUGAAGAUGAAGGUUUUGCUGAGUCAGUAAAAGCUCACAUAUGAAAGGUCCAGGAGUUUUUCUGAUGGAUUGAUGAGCAUAAACAGAAUUUGGGAAGCAAUGCUCUUGGGCAGGUGUAGUCAAACACAACUAAACUAAACCAACGUGAUCUCAAAACCCAUCCAGGUCUUUUCACUGCUGAUACUGCCCGGUUUAUGUAGACACAGUAUUACCCGAUAUGCAUGCUUCAUAUUAUACAAAUUUGAUAGGAUGAGGAUGCAAAAAUAUGAAAACUAAACAAAAUCUAUACAGAAACCACACUCACUUGCUAUGGAGUGUGAGCUUACACAGCUUUUGGCAAAUGUUCUGCAUUAGAAUGAUUAAGACUGCAUUCAUCAGCAAUAGAGCAAUAUAACUGUCUUCUUUUUUAAUAAUGCAACUUUAAUAAUUAAUUACAUCAGUUAAACGGUAAUGAAUCAUACACAGCCAAUGAUAAAGUGUUCAUUUAACACCAGGAAUGUUGAUAAGUCCAUCUCAUGAGCGUACAAGUACCACGAACAAUCUUGAUGUUAAAUUACAACUUUUAAAUAUGCUGUGUAUGGCACUUCCAAAGUUCAGAAAAAAUUGAAGUAACUAUAGAAGUAACUAUAUGGCAGUAGUAAGGACAGUAUCAUGUUUGGUUACUCUGUGGCAUGAAAUACCACUUGACUGCAAAGCAAAGUUUGGAGUUCCACGGAGCAUCAGUUUGUUUAAAUUGAAAGAACCAAGUUUCACAUUUUCUAACUAGUCAUUAAAAAGGUUGGUGAACAGAUGAUAAUAAACAAAGUAAGAUUUUACAUAUUGAUAUGGAUCAAUCAUACUGACAACAAUAGCUGCUUCCACUGCUUCAUAAGCCAAAAUCAAGUUAUAUUUAACAUUUGAUUGUCAAAGAUACUUUCCUGUUUACUUUUCGGUAUUGCUUUUUAUUUAUUUUUUAUUUAUGUUUUUGAAUUUACUACUUUGCACUUAAAAAGAUUAUGUAGGCUAAGUGCUGAAAAAUAUUAAAACAUUUUCAGCAAGAUAUUUGUGGUGGAGAAUUAAUUUAUAUAGGCUACAGUCAUAUUAUUCCAUAUGACCUUACUUGUACUGUUUCAUGCUAUUGUGUGGUGCACUUUCUAGAUGCAAUACUGUAGCUAAUGUAAAUGCUUUACUUGACCUCUGCACUGUAACAUCCUGUACAUUCAAAUAAAGAAAAAUAC